This is a messenger RNA of Drosophila takahashii, 1599 nucleotides long. RefSeq names its product fizzy-related 2 (gene fzr2). The record is from RefSeq and is a predicted model, not a curated record. Gene Ontology annotation, cellular component: anaphase-promoting complex. NCBI's taxonomy places the organism in Eukaryota, Metazoa, Arthropoda, Insecta, Diptera, Drosophilidae. Gene Ontology annotation, biological process: anaphase-promoting complex-dependent catabolic process; positive regulation of ubiquitin protein ligase activity; positive regulation of anaphase-promoting complex-dependent catabolic process. Gene Ontology annotation, molecular function: anaphase-promoting complex binding; protein binding; ubiquitin ligase activator activity.
CCAUCACAACAAAACAAAUAUUCAAACUCCGAGAUGUUUCAACCGGAGUACGAACAACGUUUGCUUCGGGGAUUGACGGGCGGAAGGAAGGAGCAGUUGGAUCUGCGCUGCAUUCCGACACGAGCUGGUAAUCAGUGGGCUCGGAACUUUGCCAUCGCUCCCGGGGACUCCAGUGAAAUGUGCGAGAACUCUGCGUACGCCUGUCUGCUGCGCAACGAGUACCUGGAUGAGCAGAUAUCCUGCCUGGAAAACUGCAAGCAGGGCGCGGAGCUCCACGCCCAGACGGGUGACUUCAAGGUGCCGGAAAACAACCGAAUCUAUGGAUUUGCCAAUGGCGAUGCUUCGCCACCGCUGCGUACUCCAUUCGCAAACAUAAGUGAGUCCAGUCAGCGGCUGCUCAGCAUAUCGAAGCGACCCGUGCGCCGAUUGCCGCGGCGGCCGUACAAGAUACUCGAUGCACCGGAGCUGCAAGAUGACUUCUACUUGAACCUCAUCGACUGGUCGUCGCAGAACACUUUGGCCGUGGGCCUGGGCUGCUCGGUUUACCUGUGGAGUGCCGUCAGUGGACAGGUGACGCGACUGUGCGACUUCAAUCAGGAGGACAACCUAGUCACAGCGGUUAGCUGGCACGGUGACGGCCGCCAGGUUGCCAUUGGAACGCAGUCCGGCUACGUGAGCAUCUGGGAUGCCGAGCGGCAGAAGGAGAUCAACCGAUUGGACGGGCACUCGUCGCGGGUAACUGCGCUGGCUUGGCGCGGCUACAGAUUGGCCAGUGGCUCCCGCGAUCGUACCAUUUUGCAGCGGGAUGUCCGCAGUCCGCCGACGCACAUAACCCGUUGCUUGCGCGGACACCGGCUCGAGGUGUGUGGCCUCCAGUGGUCGCCCAGCAAUCGCUACUUGGCCAGUGGAGGCUGCGACAACCGCCUGCUGGUUUGGACGGACGAUUGGCCAGAGCCCAUUUACGCAUUCGACGAGCAUAAGGCGGUGGUAAAGGCUCUGGGCUGGUCGCCACAUAAAUCCGGUCUCCUGGCCAGUGGCGGUGGCUCUGCCGAUCGAUGCUUGCGCUUCUGGAACGUGCUCACUGGCAAACAGGUGCAGUGCAUCGACACCGGCGCCCAGGUCAGCAACUUGGCCUGGGGAAGGGAUUCGGCGGAAAUAGUCACUACACACGGACUGGCGCAGCCACAGGUUAUUGUGUGGCGCUAUCCCUCGCUGAAGCAAGUCACCAGGCUGACGGGGCACACGCAACGAGUCCUCCACCUGUCCGUAAGCCCGGACAAUGAGUCCGUUGUAACUGGCGGCGCAGACGAGACGCUCCGCUUCUGGACGGUGUUUACCAAGCAACAAACGCCCAAGGAGCCGAACUCUGUGCUCAGCCUGUAUCAAUCCAUACGUUGAGAGCAAAAUUGCGACGUGUACCCCUUAAUUUUCUGAAGAAUUAUAUUUAUUAUUAGCUUAAGACAUGUAUUUAUCACUUGACUUGAAUGGCUAUUUUCUAUUUUUCAGGAUGGACAAAAUGCUGCUUCCCUUACGCUGGCCGAGCAAUACAUUGGAGCCUUUAAGAAGCUGGCCAAGACGAAUAACACCAUGAUCUUGCCA